Cryptomeria japonica (Japanese cedar) is the source of this 3693-nucleotide messenger RNA. RefSeq names its product TMV resistance protein N-like. NCBI's taxonomy places the organism in Eukaryota, Viridiplantae, Streptophyta, Pinopsida, Cupressales, Cupressaceae. Gene Ontology annotation, molecular function: ADP binding. The record is from RefSeq and is a predicted model, not a curated record. The coding region runs from base 1 to 3693 and encodes 1230 amino acids. The transcript is spliced from 5 exons. Gene Ontology annotation, biological process: defense response; signal transduction.
AUGGCAUCUACUUCUAGGCAUGCUUUUGAAGAAGUUGUACCAUCUGCAUCUAUUUCUGGUAGAUCCACAAUGCCUGUGAAAAAGCUGCCCUAUGAUGUCUUUAUUAAUCAUCGUGGCCCUGAUGUUAAACACACUCUCGCAGCCACUCUAUAUAACACACUCACUGGCAUGGGGUUGAGGAUUUUUCUUGAUUCUGAAGAGCUUGAAUUGGGGGAUUUCUUGCCCACAGAAAUACAAGAAGCUAUGCAUGGUGCUCCGUUCCAUAUAGCUAUAUUUUCUGAGAACUAUGCACAAUCUCCAUGGUGUUUAGCGGAGCUUUCUUUUAUGCUCAAAACGGGUGCCCAAAUUGUUCCUAUUUUCUACCAUGUUCAGCCUGAGGAUGUCCGAUAUGCAAAAGGAGUCUAUGCUGAUGCAUUUGACCGACACAAAAAGAAAGGUAGAUACAGUUCAGAUAAGCUUCAGGAGUGGAAGAAUACCCUAAACACUGUUUCCUUCAAUGUUGGCCACAUCGUUAAUAACAAAGGUGAUGAGGGGAGGAUGCUCAAGGAUAUUGGUAGUUGUGUUUUGAAAGUAAUUAAAAAUGUUCCUUUCGUUGUUGCCAAACAUCCAGUUGGUCUAGAUGAAAUUAUCUUAGACUUUGAGAAGACAAUACCUCAAUUUGUAGAAGGCCAUUCUACCGUGCAAACUGUUGGAAUCUGGGGGAUGGGUGGUUCUGGCAAAACCACUCUUGCUAAACAGUUAUAUAACAGUAAAUACAGAAAUAUGGAAAGGUCAAGUUUUGUAUUAGACAUAAGAGAUGCUGCUUCUAAAAAAGUAUUGCAUACAAAACAAAAAAAACUUAUAGAGGACAUUGGUCUCCCUGAUGUAUCAGUUGAUGAUUUAGAAACAGGGAAGGGGAUUCUUGCAAACCGUUUAAGAUCUAUUCGAGCGCUCAUUGUUCUUGAUGAUGUGGAUGCUGUAGAUCAGUUGGAUGCACUAGUGCCUGAGAAGGAUAGCCUUGGACGGGGUAGCUUGAUUGUUGUCACUACACGAGAACGUGAAGUCCUUCUAGGUUGGGGCAUCUCAUUCUCAUUCAUUUAUAAAAUGAAAGCACUAUAUUCACCUCAUGCCAAACAGCUCUUUUGUUGGCAUGCAUUCUUGCAGCCUUCUCCAAUCUUUGAAUUUGAGGAUUUGGUUGAAAAUUUCCUAAAUGUUUGUAAGGGAUUACCAUUGUCUCUAAAGGUUUUUGGAGCACAAUUAUAUGGUAUCUCUGAUAAAGAUUACUGGGAAUCCCAAUUGCAUAAAAUUUCUAGAGUACUAGAUAAAAAUAUUAAGGAGAAGCUUAAAGUAAGUUAUGAUGUUCUAGAUGAGGAAGAGAAGCAAAUAUUUUUAGACUGUGCUUGUUCCUUCAUUGGAGAGGAGAAAACUUCAGCCAUUGCAGCUUGGGACAAGUUAGGGUUGAGUGGUCUGCACAGUUGGCAAAGGCUUCUAAAUAAAUGUCUAGUUGAACUUGAUGAUCAGAACUGUAUAAGAAUGCACGAUCACUUAAGAGAUUUGGGAAGAGAAAUUGCUAAUCAAAAGUGCUCUCCCCAACAUAUUGUUAAUGUUGACAAUGAAGCACAGGGAAUUGCUAUUCAAGGAAUAAUGGACACAACAGCUGGAUCCACAAGCGAAGUUGAUUUUCCUCAAUGUUCACAAGACGGAGUGCUUAUAGUUAACACAAGCAAAGGAGAUUGUGGCCUCACAGCCAAUUUGCUUGGAUUUAAAAAUUUUCAGGUCACUGGAAGUGAUUAUAAUCAAGCAAUUCGCUGGGUUGACCAUGGGCACAAAAAUCUUUACUCAUUAGGUUCACUAAAAAAUUUGAGGGUUCUAGAACUCAAUGAAAAAGAGGGUCAGGAAAAACACUUAGAACAAUUAUGGGAGACUGACAGCGAUGCUCCCGUUCAUCUAAGACAGCUAGUUAUUAGUGGAUGCUCAAAAUUCCAAGGAUUUCCAAAGUCAAUAGGAUGUCUCAUAAAUUUGAAAAAAAUAGUCAUGCAGAGGUCUGGGGAAAGCAUGAAGAGCCUACCGGAAAGCUUUUGCCUUCUCCAAUCACUUGAGCACCUGGAGUUACUAGGGUGUUAUAAGCUCUCGUCACUACCGAACAAUUUUGGCGAUUUGAGAAACCUGAGGCAUCUACUCUUUGAUUCUUGCUCUAAUUUGAUGGUGUUGCCAAACUCUUUCAAGAAGCUAACACUCCUCCAACAUCUCUACGUCUCUUUUUGUUCUAAACUCACCAUAGACCCAGAACUUCUUGAAAACAUGACAAAUAUUGAGGCUUUGAGACUUGCACACUGCAAUUUGAAGGAAUUUCCUCGUCACAUCACAAAAAUGGCCUCAUUGAGAUACCUAAACCUAGAUUUUACCUUCAUAAGGGAGAUACCAAUGAGCAUCAGUCAACUGAGGAAGUUGCAAAUAUUUUCUUUUGGGAGUGAGUCGUUGACAAGCGUGCCAACAAGUCUUGUAGAUUUGUUAUCCUUGACUACUCUUUCAAUUAAUGGUUGUUCAAAUCUGGAAUCUUUACCGGAGUCUAUUGGGCGUCUAAAUCUCUUAAAAAGUCUGAAAAUUAAUUAUUCAGGACUGAAAUCCUUACCUAAAUCUCUUAGGCAACUAAGUAAUUUGCAAAGCCUUGAAAUAGAUAUGUGCCCAAUCAACAAUUUGGAUCUCAAUUCUUCACCGGGGGAGUUGGAUCUCAAUUCUUCACCGGGAGAGUUGGGUCUCAAUUCCGAAACCCCGGUUUAUUUGUGCAACCUGAAGGAAAUAACCCUAGUUGAAACUGAAGCGUCCAAAAUUUCCAUUUCUAAAGAUUGUUGUCCGACCCUUGAGACUCUCAUACUUGUAGAUAAUGACCAUCUAACUGAGAUAGAUGCCCUCCCGAAUACAAUCAACAAGUUGCAUUUGGCCAGGUCUAAAAUGUUGCGGAACAUUAGCGUCAUUGCCGGUGUGGUAAACAUUGAAGAUCUGUGUAUAUCUGGUUGCCCCGAGUUAGAUGCGCUUCCUGAUUUUGCACAAUUACCUUCUCUCCCGUGUUUUGAACUCAAGGGUUACACUAGAGUUAAGAAAAUACAAGGUUUGGAACAGUGCACAGCAUUGAGGAAGCUGAGAGUAGAUACGAGAUGGGAGGAGGCGGGCAUACAAACUUUGGAGAAAAUGGAAAGAUUGAGGUCACUGCAUCUCAUGGCAAUCAGCAGAUCAGCUAUCGAAGGUUGCAUCGAAAGCAUCCAGAAAUGGCCAGAAGAAAUGAUAAUCUGCACACGUGCAGUCCCAGAGAGUGGAUCGCGUAUAGACUCCAUCGCCUUUCCCAAUCUUUCUGUCGUUGACUUUUUCUCGAACAAGAGAAUUGAGUCGGAACCAUCCCUAGAAUGGUCUUCCUCCUCUGAUCCCCACUGCAUCUUGCUAUGCUUUGUUCUAGAUUGUAAUUCUCCGAUUAAAUCUUUAUACAUGAGUGGUGAUGAUGAAGAAAUACAUGACAUGGAGCUGGACAAGGGUAAAUGGGUAUUGCUUUGUGUCUUCACACAAAGUUCCAAUUGGCACACAGCAAAUAAGUUCGUAAUCAAAGAUUACAGCUCUGACUCCGACAGAGAAGGCGAAGUGGAAAGGGGAAUGCUUGUGGUGGUCGAACAGGAAAAAGUCGGAGAGGCUUUCCACGGCUUAUGGAAACUUCUCUCAGAUUAA